UUAAAGCACUUUAACGCGUCUAUAAAAGAGCGUACUAUUAGCGCCUACUGUCUGCUUAUUAUUAAUAGCUAUAAGAGCUAUAACUCUGUAGAGUUUAAGGAAUACUGCGUAGAACACAAGAUUAUUACCUUAUGUAUGCCCCUACACUUAUUGCACCUGUUACAGCUACUUAACGUGGCCUGUUUUAGCCCCUUAAAGAGGGCGUACUUAAUUAAGUACAGCUCUAAGCAGAUUAAGAAGGAGGCUUUCCUACCAGCCUUUAAAGCAGCUUUUAAGAGGUUAAUUACAAAGGAGAACAUCUGUGUAGGCUUUAGGGGCGCUAGACUAGUUCUACACAACCUAGAGGUGGUGAUAUUAAAGCUUAAUAUAGUCCUUUGUACG
This is a messenger RNA of Didymella exigua CBS 183.55, 381 nucleotides long. RefSeq lists its product as uncharacterized. The transcript is spliced from 2 exons. Lineage: Eukaryota; Fungi; Ascomycota; Dothideomycetes; Pleosporales; Didymellaceae. The record is from RefSeq and is a predicted model, not a curated record. Gene Ontology annotation, molecular function: nucleic acid binding. The annotation marks the transcript as partial.